AUGCAAAAAAAGCAUAAAAAGGUUCACAAAAUGUUUGUUCGAAGAAGAAAGGAAGGGUGCUUUAGUACGUUAAUAAUGAGACAUUUAAUUGAUGACGAAACUAAAUUCAAAGAAUACUUUAGGGUUACCAAAAGUCAAUUUAAUGAAUUGGUUAAUAUUGUAUCCAUUGAUAUAAAAAAAAAAUUUUUGUGUUCAUUUUGCAUCAAUAGCAGGCGACUAAAUAAACGUGCGCGUUUAAAUUGCCUGACGACCAAUUUUGCCGUAAAACGCGUCGUCUUGUGGCGAUUUGUAUUGACUUGUCAGACCAUCAUUAUAUCACUAUUUAACCUAUCGGCACGAUUAAACGCCGCGUCUAAACGUCUCGACUAUUCGCCCAAAAGAGACCUUACCUUAUUCGUCAGUCGGAGAAUCCCGAAUUUGACUUCAAUUACAUAA
Molecule: messenger RNA, 435 nt
Organism: Psylliodes chrysocephalus
Lineage: Eukaryota; Metazoa; Arthropoda; Insecta; Coleoptera; Chrysomelidae
Source: the annotation of a GenBank genome assembly